GUCGACUACCACGACGGCUUCCAUGGAAUGCUCCCACCGGAACAUCACCUACCAAGGAUCCAACGGAUGGCAAAAGAUCAGCAAGUGCCGGGACUGCGGCAAGGUGCUGAACAGGGAGUCGACUACGGCGGCCGAGGUUGCCUACCGGGGACUGGAGACGGUCGUGGAACAAACGAGGCCAUGCCCAAGCGCGGCGAUCCACACCAAGCGCAAUGGACCGCCUCCGCCGGCACCGGUGAACCGACCAGUGACGGCAAGCCCGACAAGUGCGGCAUCCUCCCGCGGAUCCGGACGCCCCGAUGUGCCGGAGAUGACCGAGGAGGAGGAGUACGAAGAGUUUCUUCGCUUCCGGGCCAUGCGGAACAACUACCGGACCGAGCAGAUGUGGACCGAUCUGUGCACGUGCCUUACAACCACCGACAACGAUGACCAGCUUGGAGUCUUAAAAGAACGUUUCCUGCGCGAGCACAAGAGUGGCAUGAGUAAGCAAAGCAAGCACCUAUACAGUGAACUCCUACAGCUAGACGUCAAUGAGAUUGAUCAGCUUGCCAAGCCCAAGCCCUUGAACAGGAGAUCCGGAUUGAAUUCCAGCUGCUGCUUACGGGUAUGUUUAAGCGAGCACUUCCAGUUGACCAACAGUCUGAAGUCGCUUGAGAGUGUCCUGCAGCAUGAUCGGCCAGGUCUCGUGCACCUCUAUGUCACCGAUGCCACCGUCUUUCAAGAAGCUAAACGUAGCUCAGACAGCAAGAACCCAAGCAUCGGGACCCUCUUCCAUCGCAUGAUCAAUAGACGAAUGCAACGUUCGGUUGAAAGUGCCACAAACGUGAUUGUGCAAUGGUGUGAUAGAAAUCAGGCAGUGUGUCUCUUAGAAGUCCCUAUGAGGGUUCCCACAUGGUGGCAGAAAUUCGUGACCAGCCUGGCCGUCUCCUACCAACUCUUUCUGAACAACAACACCGCGACCCAGAAGCCGUACCAGAUCAUUAGCAAUGAUGCUGAGGUAAGCCGGCUGAUCCUCAAGGGCGCGAAGGUGGAGCGAGCCUAUGGCCAAGUCAAGGGGAAGGGAGCUGGACAGAUGAAGGUGCAGAAUUUUUCCGAACUUCUACAAGAGGACAGUGCCCACGACCUACACUACUUCACUGAAGGCGAGCUGUACCAGAUCCAGGAUUACCAGAAGAAUCCAAAGCACAACGAGGGGAAGUCCCAGAACCUUAUAGAUUACCAGCUCCAGGAUUACCAGAAGAAUCCGAAGCACAAUGAGGGGAAGUCCCAGAACAUCGUAGAUUACCAGCUCCAGGAUUACCAGAAGAAUCCGAAGCACAACGAGGGGAAGUCCUAUGAGGUCCUGGCAGGUGAGAUCGAAGUAGAUCAGGCACCAAUGGUCACAGGUCCAAAGGAGCAAGGAGUCAGUGAGGAGAUGCUACAGCAGGAGGGCGCCCAUCAGCUAGAGAAUGCCAACAUGGUGGCGGUCGUUUUGCAGGACCCGGAGAAGAUCCCUAAGCCUGACGACUACGAACUUUGUCGAGGUUUUCCCUGGCGUACUACGUGGAGGCAGAGAGAGGACAGGACGUGGCAGCUGAUGGAGGACGAGAUUCGAUGGGAAGAACUACAUCAGCCAGAAAGACACCUACCCCACGGCGGCAAACUAGUUGUGAUCUUCCAGAAGCGAAUUGACGGACGACCGAGCCGCCAUAUGCAGAACUUUCCUGGCAUGCAGAAGAUCUCGCUGGAACGAAUGGUACAGCGAGCUCAUGAAGGCCUCGGACACCCCGAGACGAACCGUUUUAUCCGAAUACUCCGGCACUCCAAGGCAAGCGAAGAAGUCAUUGAGAUUGCCAAGAAGCUGCGGUGCUCGGUCUGCGAGGCGUACAAGCUACCUGCUGCAGCCCGACAAGGUGCACCACCUCGCGAAGAGCUCUUCAUUAACGACCUUGUGGGUGUUGAUACAGUACACCUACGGGAUCAUCAGAAGAGAUCUAUCCCUGCCUUGAACAUCAUCGACUGGCACUCCCACUUUCAACUGGUGGUGCCAAUGGAGGCAGAGAACGCACCAGCAGCAAGGAAGGCCUACAGGCAAUGGGUCCGAUUUUUCGGACCACCCAAGAAGGUGAUGCUGGACCUGGGUUCGGAGUUCAAGGCGGAGUUCAAAAGGCAAAUCGAGGCCGACGGGUCUGAGACCGUCCCUGGAGCCUUGGAGGCCCCAACCCAACGGGGACUCACGGAGAGAGCCGGCGGCGUCUUCAAGGACAUCCUCUACAAGGCGAUGAUGACGUACAAGUGCAACAGCACCGAAGAGUGGAGAGAACUGGUGGAUGUAGCGUGCAUGACACGCAACAGGCUGCUACUCCGGGCCGGCUACUCACCGAUCCAAAGGGUCAUCGGCUACUCGCCUCGACUCCCAGGCGGGCUACUAACCGGGACCGAGAUGGACCAAGGGGUAGCUAGCCUACGACAAGCAGGAGAUGUUGGUGUCGCAAAGGCCACUCAGAUGCGCAAGGCAGCGGCCCUGGCCUUUCACGAGGCAGACUGUGAUCAGGCACUACGAGCAGCGGCCCUGGCAGGACCACGGCGGCACCAUAACUUCGAAGUAGGCCAGGCAGCCUUCUUCUGGAGACGAGGAGCCGGAACUACGAAGAAGGACCGAGAAUCCUACUGGGCCGGCCCCGGAAGGAUUAUCAUGACGUCUCUUCCAAACGCGGUGUGGAUCUCCCACCAGGGGACCCUCAUCAAGGCAGCUCCGGAGCGAGCUAGAGCGGCCUUCGAGCGGAACCCCGGUCGGAAUUUCCUGGACCUUACCAAGAACACCGACGUGAUUCCCGAAGAUGACGAACAGCAUCCUGACCAAGCCGCUCAAGAAAACAAGGAGGAUCUACUCGAACCUCCUCCAGGCUUAGCACCGAUUCGCCGAGUACGACAGAAAACCGGGAACUACGACACCCCGGUGCCUGAAGAAGUUCCUCGACCCGAGGAAGCGGAACCUGGGCAAGCAUCAGGUGAGCCUCGCGCAGCCCCCGAACAGGAGCCCAAUGACAUGGAAGAGGACGGCGAGGCAGAGAACCGGCAAGAACUCAAGCGAGAAGCCGAGCCAGGUGAGGCAGAACCGCCGGGCAAAAGGAGCCGUGUGGAACUUCUAGAGAUCUACCACAUGAACCUGAAGAACCUGGCGAAGCAACGACAGAAGAAAGAGGCCCGGCCCCAAGAUUUCACCGGGCAGGAUGCGACGAGGCUCCACAAGGCCAUCCUCAAGGAGAUCAACAACAACCUGACAACCGGCGCCUACGAGAUCCUCGACACGGUCACCUCCGAGCUCAUCCGGCGGCAGAGGCCGGAGAAGAUCAUGGAGUCGCGCUACGUUCUGACAAAGAAGCCACUGGAACCAAGUGAGGAGGCUGCCCUGGACGUGGAGAGCACCACCCCACAGGUGAACCGGGACUCCGUCAUCUUUGUCACCCAGGUGUUGGCCAGCAUGGGAUGGGAUCCGGGAUUCCUGGACUUCACUCAAGCCUUCCAUUCCGGGGACCAGAUUAACCGCGAGCUGUAUUGCACCCAGCCAAAGGAGGGCAUCCCAGGCGUCCACCCAAGGCAACUCAUCAAGCUGCUCAAGACUUGCUACGGCCUGACAGACGGCCCCUUUGCCUGGUACCAGCACCUUUCCAAAAGACUUCUAAAGGACGGCUACACAGUGAGUCGCGCAGAUCCCUGCGUGUUUCUUCUACAUGAGAAAGGGGGACAAGACGAGAACCUGCGGCUCAAGGGGGUCAUCGGCGUGGCUACCGACGAUCUACUACACGGAGGCGACAAGGAGCACUGGGAGAAUAUUGAAAGGAUUGCGAAGGACUACAAGCUGGGCAAGAACCAGACCAACGAGGGUCGCUUCACGGGCAAGGACUUCAAGAAGCAGGCGGAUGGCUCCAUCACGGUUUCCCAGGAGUUCUAUGUCGAUGAGAAAGUGGAGCAGAUCGUGCUCUCGAGGAAGAGGAAGCAGCAAAGGUACUCUAAGUGCACAGCCCAAGAAACCGAGCAACUUCGUAACCGGCUAGGCGUCUUGUCCUGGCUGGCCAAGGAGACCAGAUGCGACCUUUCAGGUAGGGUGGCCCUGUUGCAGCAGAGCUUCCCGGAGCCAAGGGUCAUGGACCUGGUGGAAUGCAACAAGAUCAGCGAGGAAGCCGCGAAGCACAAGGACAUCACGGUCAGGGUCAUGCCAAUUCCCUGGCAAGAUCUCAGAGUGUCGGUCGUCAGCGACGCAGCGUGGGGAAACGCCAAGGAGGCAUUGUGGAUCGAGGCAUCGUCCGAAGACUUCUGGGAGGAGACCGAGACGCAGUGGAUCCGACAUCACCAAGGAGAGCGACGAACUACAUUCCACCCGGGUGCAGCCCCGGAUGGACCGGACUUACACUCGCUACUACCUCAACGGGAGACGGAGUACUACAUCCAAGACGGCGACAGGAUAACAAGAGAACUCUGUCAAGAUGAGUGGUGCGACCAAAAGGGGAUCCGAGUGCUCUCCGAGUCAUGUUGGAGAGGGCGAACAACGUUCUUCAAGGCCAAGGACGAGCAAGGAACCCCGGCAGCUCGAAUUCAUUCGAGCUUGGUUCAGCUACAGCAGCUUAGUAGUCAAGGUGGCCAGAUCAUCAUCUACCACCACCGUAAGCUGGCAGAGGAAAGCACCCCACAAAUGACAACCCUGGCGGCAUGGAAAAGUUUCCGGUUGAAACGGAAGACCGUGGACACCUUAGCAGCGGAAGGCCAAGCACUUCAGUCAGGGAUUGGCUCUGUGCACUGGCACAGAUUGAUGUUUCUCGAGGCCUUCUACGGCAUGAUGACGACGGACCACUGGAGAGAAGAGUCCCGACGGCUACCUUUUCUUGCAGCCGUUGCCUCUAAGAGCCUUUACGAUGCGACCAACAAGUGCAGCAGUACGACCGCCUACAUCAGCGACAAAAGGACAGCGAUUGACAUCGCGGUGAUCAAGGCGGACCUUCUGGAAACCAGUGGCAAGGCCGAUGGUCGAUCGUCGAAGAAGGAACCGCUCUCCAGCACAAAGCAUUGGAGCGCGAAGGGGCUAGACCACAUGCCUUGUACUUGA
Messenger RNA from Symbiodinium sp. CCMP2456, 5083 nucleotides. Lineage: Eukaryota; Dinophyceae; Suessiales; Symbiodiniaceae. The record is from the annotation of a GenBank genome assembly.